Helobdella robusta is the source of this 1021-nucleotide messenger RNA. RefSeq lists its product as hypothetical. NCBI's taxonomy places the organism in Eukaryota, Metazoa, Annelida, Clitellata, Rhynchobdellida, Glossiphoniidae. The transcript has 6 exons. The coding region runs from base 26 to 1021 and encodes 331 amino acids. The record is from RefSeq and is a predicted model, not a curated record.
AAAACACCUUUGUGAGCCCAUAAAAAUGUCUUGGGCUCUAAUAGACAAGAGUUUAGUGUUACAAAGUGUUCUUUAUUUUGCCGUGACUGGCACAGGAUUAGCUACGGUCAUAUCGGCCAUCUUGUCUCGAAAUUCAUCCGGUGGACUAUGCAUUCUGUACGGCCAGUCUAGCUGUCACAACACUAAUCACAGUGGCCACACUUCACCAAUCUCACAAUCAUCAUCUAAUGAAUCAUCACAUUUUUCACCUUCACCUAAUGGUAAUAAAACAACAACAGCCCAGUCUAUCAUUUCUAGUACGAGUUCAGGAAUUAGUGAAAUUUUAAUUCAAGUGAUAGGUGGCAGGGUGUCUGUUUGCGAUUUUGUAGUGGGAGCCAACAUUGUUGUCUGCGUUUUGUACGCCAUCAUUAACGGGUUCUAUCAUGCAUACAGCGCCAGAAAAAGUGCUUAUCAAAUUAGAGUUGGAUACCAAAUGUGGACACGCACACUGGCAUUUUCAAGCUGCUUAGCCAUAAUGUUGGUUAUGUCAUCUGCAUGUAUGAUCACUGUCGGUCUGUCUGUGUGGUGCAAAUCCUUGUUUGAGGAGUUUAGGCAGUGUGGGGUUCAGAUGGAAAGAUGUUCUGAUAGCCAAUACCAGAGCAAUGCGUGGCACUGGGUAACUGGAGACGCUGCUGGUUAUGAAAAUGAUCCGCAAAAUAAUAACAGUAGUAGUAGUAGUAGUGGUGGUGGUAGUAGGGGUGGUGGUAGUAGCAGUAAUAGUAGUAGUGCUGUUUCAAAAUUAAAUAUGGGAUACUACCACAAUCUCAUGGAGAUAACUGAAAUUAAUUUUUAUUUGUAUAAAUAUCAAGUAAAUCUGUAUCAAGUAAAUCGCGGUCAACAACGGAUAACAUUCGUGAAGUCCUUGUGUCACUUGCUGAAUAUCACCACAUUUCAACUGCUACAAAGUGUUAAAGAUCUGGUUUUGUUGAGGUCGAUGAUCGCCAGGAUAAGGCACGAGAAAGAAGAAGAAUUCCAUAAAUGA